Messenger RNA from Gorilla gorilla gorilla (western lowland gorilla), 6091 nucleotides. It is a transcript of the gene POFUT4, whose product is annotated as fucosyltransferase 11. The record is from RefSeq and is a predicted model, not a curated record. Gene Ontology annotation, molecular function: alpha-(1->3)-fucosyltransferase activity. The transcript has 3 exons. Gene Ontology annotation, cellular component: Golgi membrane. Lineage: Eukaryota; Metazoa; Chordata; Mammalia; Primates; Hominidae. Bases 102 to 1580 code for a protein of 492 amino acids.
CAUGCGCCGCGUGCCCCCGUGGCGUAGGGCCUCGUCCGGUCACGACUAUCCGCUGGGCGGGGUCGGUGCUGGCCGACGGUGCGCCGGCUGCCGGAGUGGACAUGGCGGCCGGCCCCAUUGGGGUGGUGCUGGUCCUUCUAGGGGUGCUCAGUGUCUGUGCAGCCAGCGGCCAUGGGUCCGUAGCGGAGAGGGAGGCCGGCGGGGAGGCGGAGUGGGCGGAACCGUGGGAUGGCGCGGUUUUCCGGCCGCCCUCGGCGCUGGGCGCAGUGGGGGUGACGCGCAGCUCCGGGACGCCGCGGCCAGGGAGGGAGGAGGCGGGGGACUUGCCGGUGCUGCUGUGGUGGAGCCCAGGGCUAUUCCCCCACUUCCCGGGAGACUCGGAGCGCAUCGAGUGUGCGCGCGGCGCGUGCGUGGCGUCCAGGAACCGCCGAGCGCUGAGGGACUCGCGGACGCGCGCGCUGCUCUUCUACGGCACAGACUUCCGCGCGUCGGACGCCCCGCUGCCGCGCUUGGCGCACCAGAGCUGGGCGCUCCUCCACGAGGAGUCGCCCCUCAACAACUUCUUGCUGAGCCACGGCCCGGGCAUCCGCCUCUUCAAUCUUACCUCCACCUUCAGUCGCCACUCGGAUUACCCGCUGUCGCUGCAGUGGCUGCCCGGGACCGCCUAUCUGCGCCGCCCGGUGCCUCCGCCCCUGGAACGCGCGGAGUGGCGCCGCCGCGGCUACGCGCCGCUGCUCUAUCUGCAGUCACACUGCGACGUGCCCGCGGACCGGGACCGCUACGUGCGCGAGCUCAUGCGCCACAUCCCGGUAGACUCCUACGGGAAAUGCCUGCAGAAUCGGGAGCUGCCUACCGCGCGGCUACAGGACACAGCCACGGCCACCACCGAGGAUCCAGAGCUCUUGGCUUUCUUGUCCCGCUAUAAGUUCCACUUGGCCCUGGAAAAUGCCAUCUGUAACGACUACAUGACAGAAAAACUGUGGCGUCCCAUGCACCUGGGCGCUGUGCCCGUGUACCGCGGUUCUCCCUCUGUGAGGGACUGGAUGCCGAACAAUCACUCCGUCAUCCUGAUUGAUGAUUUUGAGUCUCCUCAGAAGCUGGCAGAGUUUAUUGACUUUCUGGACAAGAAUGAUGAGGAGUAUAUGAAAUACCUGGCAUACAAGCAACCUGGGGGCAUCACCAACCAAUUUCUUCUGGAUAGUCUGAAGCAUCGGGAGUGGGGAGUGAAUGAUCCUUUGCUGCCUAACUACCUCAACGGCUUCGAGUGUUUCGUCUGUGACUACGAACUGGCUCGGCUGGAUGCCGAGAAAGCCCACGCGGCCUCUCCCGGGGACAGCCCCGUCCUUGAGCCCCACAUUGCCCAGCCCUCACACAUGGACUGCCCAGUGCCCACACCUGGCUUUGGCAAUGUGGAAGAGAUUCCUGAGAAUGACAGUUGGAAAGAGAUGUGGCUGCAAGAUUACUGGCAAGGUCUGGACCAGGGGGAAGCUCUCACUGCCAUGAUCCACAACAAUGAAACAGAGCAGAGGAAAUUUUGGGAUUACCUACAUGAAAUCUUCAUGAAAAGGCAACAUCUCUAAGUGCCCUUGCAAGAGCCUUUAACUUGGCGGAGCUAAGGAGAUCUUAUUCUACCAUGGGAAAGAAGGAGCAUCCACUGCACAAACCCUUAAUGAACACUGUCUUUUCAUGGAUUCAAGGAAUUCCAGUUUUAUCUAUUAAGAUUUUAUCUUAAUGAUGAGUAGCCAAGGUCUAACAUAGGGCCUCUCCUCAAGGAGAGAUGGAGGGAUACAAUUCUUGGUUCAGUGGGAAACAGAACCCUAAAACAUCCAUUUGAUUCAAGGUGCUGGUCCAACAGAGUUUUUAAAUUACUCACUUCUUUAUUUCAUCCUUUCGACUGUACUUGAUUACCAGUGAAGUAAGAUGGGUCAGGUUACGACUUACAACUUUUGUUCUAUUCCCCAAACUCCUCAUUAUUCAGUACAUUUCCCAAUAAUCUCUUUUUCUCAUCUCUUGCUUUAUAAAUUGUUAUGUUGGUGGAGAAGCAAAACAUUUGGUGAGUUGUAUUCUGGUUUUCCGGAGUUGGAUUUUUUUAUAUUAUAUACUUUCAUGUCAAACUUCUAUUUUACUUAUUUAUUUUUUUUUUUGUAUUUUUUGUAGAGAUGAGGUUUUGCCACAUUGCCCAGGUUGGUCUCCAACUCCUGGAUCAAGCAGUCCAUCUGCCUUGACCUCCCAGAGUGCUGGGUUUACAGGCAUCAGCCACCUCACCCAGCCCUAAUUUUUUUUUUUUUGGCUUUUUCUGGCCAGGCGUAGUGGCUUAUGCCUGUAAUCCCAACACUUUGGGAGGCCGAGGAGAGGCGACUGCUUGAAGCCAGGAGUUUGAGACCAUCCUAGCAAGACCUUGUCUCUAAAAAAAAUUAAAGAAUUAGCAGGGCAUGGUGGUGCACACCUGUAGCCCUAGAUACUUGGGAGGUUGAGGCAGGAGGAUCACUUGAGUCCAGGAAUUUAAGGCUGCAGUGAGCUAUGAUCAUGAUCACUGCACUCCAGCCUGGGUGACAGAGCGAGACACCGUCUGAAAUUAUAUAUAUAUAUUAAGAUGGAGUCUUGCUCUGUCACCAGGCUGGAGUGCAAUGGCAUGAUCUCGGCUCACUGCAACCUCCACCUCCCUGGUUCAAGCGAUUCUCCUGCCUCAGCCUCCUGAGUAGCUGGGACUACAGGCAUGCACCACCACGCCCAGCUAAUUUUUUGUAUUUUUAGUAGAGACGGGGUUUCGCCAUGUUGGCAAGGAUAGUCUCGAUCUCUUGACUUCGUGAUCCACCCGCCUUGGCCUCCCAAAGUGCUGGGAUUACAGGUGUCAGCCACCGCACCCGGCCUCAAAUACAUUUUUUUAAUGGCCUUGUCUUUCCUGGUUUUAGGCCCUUUUCCACAAUUUCUGAUGGAAAUACAGAAACCUUGCCAUCAUUCUUACUGCUGGUUUGCAUCUCAUUUAUGGUGUAUCUGGGAUUUCGUCUCAUGAACAGAAAGAUUCAGUGGCUGUUAUAUGCCUUGUCAAUUUACUGUAUUGCCCUAUCCUCUUUUUGAUCAAAGAUGGAGACUAAGACUGGGAAUUAUGACAGAAAAAGUCAUAUUUUUCUUUAAAUGAUUUUGAAAUGUUAAAAUAGGCCAAUAUGAGUCAAAGUGCAAAUUUUUCGGUGAGUAGGUUGACCAAAAAAAAAAAAAAAUCCAGGAAAAAAAGUGCAAAUUUUUAUAGGUCCUAAUUCUUUUGUUUGCCUAAUGAAGUGUUCCCUCUAUUUUAUUUUUUUAUAUGCUACAAAGUCCCAUCUUCUGCAGUUAUGGAAACAGUGUGGUGGUAUGUUUUAGUAAUUAUUUCAUAAUCUGAAGCACUUUUCACUUUAAGUGCAAUGAAUAGUCCAGCUUCAUUCACUGUAUUACUAAUAUGCUUCCCUAUGACUUUUUUUUUUUUUUGAGAUGGAGUUUCGCUCUUGUUGCUCAGGCUGGAGUGCAAUGGCGCGAUCUCAGCUUACUAGAAUCUCUGCAUUCCCAGUUCAAGUGAUUCUCCUGCCUCAGCCUCCCUAGUAGUGGGGAUUACAGGCACCCGUCACCACAUCUAGCUAAUUUUCGUAUUUUUAGUAGAGAUGGGGUUUCACCAUGUUGGCCAGUCUGGUGUCGAACUCCUGAGCUCAGGUGAUUCACUUGCCUUGGCCUCCCAAAGUCCUGGGAUUACAGGCGUGAGCCACCGUGCCCAGGUGCCCCCACCUUUUUUUUUUUUUUUUUGAGGCAGAGUCUCACUCCAUCACCAAGGCUAGAGUGCAGUGGCGUGAUUUUGGCUCACUGCAGCCUCUGCCUCCCAGGUUCAAGCAAUUCUCCUCGUGCCUCAGCCUCCAGAGUGGUGGGAUUACAGGCACGCACUACCAUGCCUGGCUAAUUUUUUUGUAUUUGUUUUAGUAGAAACAGGGUUUUGCCAUGUUGGCCAGGCUGGUCUCGGACUCCUGACCUCAAGUGACCCACCCGCCUCGGCCUCCCAAAGUGCUGGGAUUACAGGAGAGCCACCGUGCCCAGCCUGAGACUACUUUUUGAUGGAGCCCACUCAAGGGGAUGAGGAGGUUUAAGCCACAAGUGGCUGGCUAAAUAAAAGCUUAGUCAGAGCUGGGCGUGGUGGCUCACACCUGUAAUCCCAGCUAGGCUGAGGCAGAAUUGCUUGAACCUGGGAGGCAGAGGUUGCAGUGAGCUGAGAUCGCGCCAUUGCGCUCAGUCAUAUUUGGGGAUGCAGCCAAACCCUUCUGUUGCUGUGGUUUGAACAUACAGUCUAAUGAGCAGGGAGACCAUUAGCUCUUUCUGGGGCAGUGGGACAGGAAAGAAUACCUUGGACCUUAGAGCUACUCUAGUUGUAAUGUAUUAGUGACUUAUCACUAGAGAAGUUCCACAGUUUAUCAAUAUAUUAUCUAUACCUAUAUCUAUAUAUCUAUCUAGAUAGAUAGAUAUAUGUUAGAUGCUCCAACAACUAGGGUCUACACUUAAUAUAUUGACAUCUAAGGAUGUGGCCAAGAAAGGCUGUAAUUAGGCUGAAUUUUAUUGCCAAAGUUGUUCUUUUUUCAUUUAGUCCUUUAAUAAAAGAUCUUCAUAAAUUACAGAAAGUUUGCUUACCCUGUUUGACCUUUUGCAGAAAAGAACAAGAGGGAAGACAGACCUUCAGGCUGGGUGCAGUGGCUCAUGCCUGUGAUCCCAGCACUUUGGGAGGCCAAGGUAGGAGGAUUGCUUGAGCCCAGGGAUUCAAGACCAGCUUGGGUAACAUGGCAAAACCCCAUCUCUACAAAAAACAGAAAAAAUUAGCUGGGCAUGGUGUGUGUGCCUUGUAGAUCCAGCUACUUGGGAGGCUGAAGUGGGAGAAUCGCCACUGCACUCCAGAAACUAAAAAAAAAAAAAAAAAAAAAAAAAACUUCAAAAAUAUAUCUAAGCCAGAUGUGAUGGCAUGGGUCUGCAGUCCAAGCUACUCAGAAGGCUAAGGCAGGAAGAUCGCUUGAGCCCAAGAGUUUGAGGCUGUAGUAUGCUGUGAGUGCGCCUAUGAGUACCAACUGGGCAACACAGACCCCUGUCUAAAAAAAAAAAAAAAAAAAAUCUGUUGGGCUGGGUGAGCUGGCUCACGCCUGUAAUCCCAGCACUCUGGGAGGCCAAGGCAGGCAGACCACCUGAAGUCGGGAGUUCAAGACCAGCCUGACCAACAUGGAGAAACCUCAUCUCUACUAAAAAUACAAAAUUAGCUGGGCGUGGUGGCGCAUGACUAUAAUCCCAGCUACUCAGGAGGCUGAGGCAGAAGAAUCGCUUGAACCCAGGAGGCGGAGGUGGUGGUGAACCAAGAUCACGCCAUUGCACUCCAGCCUGGACAACAAGAGCAAAACUCCAUUUCAAAAAAAAAAAAAAAAAAAUCUGUUAAAAUUUGAUACAGUAGGCACUGACAAAAGAGGUCAAAUGCAGGACUGAUUUCUAAGCUUGCAAUCUAUCUAAAUGCAGAUGCUAAUUUAGAGUGCAUAAUUAUUACACAAGUACAGACCUAGGUUAGGGCUUAAAUUUCAUUAUGUGCAAUAAAAAGGUUAAGUGAUGGUUAAGCAAGGUGUAGAUUAUCCUUACCUCUCCUAAUGACAUGAGCUCACAUUGGCAUUCCUUUCAUACUUUUACGUAUAAAGUGGGCAGUUGUUUCUGAAUGACUGUUGCUGGAGCCUCAGGCCUGCUUUGUGCUUGGUGCUUUCCAGACUUUCUCCUUUAUUCCUAUCACCAUAUAGGUACUCACAAAAGAGCAGUGUAAACCAGGUGUUACAUUUCCACAAGGGAAAGUAGAACCAGGAAUAGCCACAUGAUACUGAAAGCUUCACUUUCCCUAUAGAGAAAGCAAGCAACAUGAAUCUUCUGAUUUGGGGCCCAGCCUGCUGCUGUAUACAGAGGUUGGCGUUAUUGGUGAUAGAAAUGUCUGAUAGGAGUCUUUUAAUUAUACUCUGGAGUGUGGAGGUGGAGUGCAAGGCUGCUUCCUUUAUUACUGUGUUAUUUUCUAUUAUCUCAGGUUUCGUUUUGUGUAAUAAACUGCUUCUUGUUAAACAAUGUC